Molecule: messenger RNA, 897 nt
Organism: Hemiscyllium ocellatum (epaulette shark)
Lineage: Eukaryota; Metazoa; Chordata; Chondrichthyes; Orectolobiformes; Hemiscylliidae
Product: probable G-protein coupled receptor 139
Exons: 1
Coding region: 1-897 (298 amino acids)
Biological process (GO): G protein-coupled receptor signaling pathway
Cellular component (GO): membrane
Molecular function (GO): G protein-coupled receptor activity
Source: RefSeq, a predicted model, not a curated record
AUGACAGUGCUGAUUCUUUCCCAAGGGAAGUGCGGCCUUUCCGAAGGAGUCACCCGUUACAUGAUUGCCAUGGCAGCGGUAGAUCUUAUGGUCAUUGUCUUCAACGUGAUUGUGAGCCAGAUCAUCAUGGACUUUUUCCCGGGCUCGCUGCUGAACUAUACUCUGGCCUGCCGACUCAAAGUCUUCAUGCAAGGGCUCAGCCUCCAACUCUCCAUCUGGUUUACCAUCGCCUUCACCUUUGACCGCUUCGUAGCAAUUUGCUGCAAUAAAUUAAAGGCAUGUUAUUGCACAAAAAGAACAGCCAAUAUCGUUAUAAUCAUCAUGAGUGCUCUUAACAUUACGGUCAACAUUCCCUUGCCUUUUCGAUAUGAGCCCACUCAUGUUCUGAACAAUGUACAGUGGGGCUGCCGUACAGUCGCCAGUUACCACACUUCACUGGCCUGGGCAGCUCACCGGUGGCUCACCAACAUCUCAAACAUGUUUCUUCCAAUCCCCCUGCUGCUACUGUUGAACUCUCUCACUGCCCACCACAUUCUAGUGGCCAGCAGAGCUCGCCGGGCUCUGAAGAGCAGCAGAGGUGGUGCUGGGAAAAUGGGCAGAGACCCUGUGCUGAAGAGCAGAAGGACCUCCAUUGUUCUGCUCUUCACCAUUUCUGGAUGCUUCAUGGUGCUGUCGGCGCCCAUUACUGUCAUUCACAUCUGUGUCGGUGUUACCCACACAGUGACUUACCAAGGUUCAACUUCGCUCUAUACGGCAAUCAGGGUUGCGUUCCUACUGAUGUGCACCAGCUCCUGUACAAAUACCUGCAUUUACGCACUGACCCAGAAGAGAUUCAGAGAGGAGAUGACACAUGUUCUAAAAUUUCCCUCCACCCUGCUGCGUAAACCACGUAAAUAA